Messenger RNA from Ectocarpus siliculosus, 2727 nucleotides. The record is from the annotation of a GenBank genome assembly. Lineage: Eukaryota; Phaeophyceae; Ectocarpales; Ectocarpaceae.
AUGGGCAGCAACAUGCGUACCGCGGAGAGUAGCUCGCUUGACACGGGCAACGUCGCACCGGCAGUACCUUCCGCUCUUUCUGCUUCUCAGGCAGAGCAGAGGCCCCAAGCAAUUGCUGUCAACAACUCAGUGACAACAAUCGAUGGGCAGUCAGACCCAAUCCUCACCAACAUCGCGACGGGGGUCCGAGCUCGAUGGAGUACAAAGAGAAACGAAGAAGCGGCACCCAGAAAACCAAGUAGACUCCGUCUCCAAAGGAUUUCGAAGCAGUGCCUGCCGCGUGGCGGGACAUACUUGUCAACGGUUAUCGGUCCCAUCCAGGUAGGUAUUCCCCCCGAGACCAUCAAGGACUCUAUGGCUCUUGGCCUGCCCGUCCCGCAGUACUUCGUGGUGCCCCCGGAGAAGUUUUGCAGGACGUUGGGCAACAGCUUAGGUGUAAACGUCGCCGAGUUCGAGUUCCCGGCGUACUACAACUUCUUCUUAAAGGGCAACACGGUGAAGCUGAUCGUUGACUCCGUGGACACCGAGAUCAGAAUUCGCGCUCUGAUGCAGGAGACUCUUCUCGGCCCUAAAAACGUCGACGCCUCGGUCGACUUCCACGAGUCGGUGCCUGUGGAGAACAGGCCGGACAUUGGGAAGGAGCUCUCAUACUUUCGGGCCUUCAACGGAAAGGAACUGUCUAUCGACCUCCUCAUCACCUUUAUCCACCAGAACAGUGACGGCAUCGUGAUUCUCGACGGUGUGGACGGCACCCCUGGAGCCGACUGGUGCAUUUCGAUCGCCGUCUCAAAUGCCGACGGGGGGCAGUACAUCUUCACCGAGCACCAGAAAGGAGGCAGCGACCCCUCGCACGAGAACGCAGCACGGCUUAGUGCAGACGAUUCCGAAAGCAUGGUCAGCGAGGAGGAUGUUUGGGAGGAGGAAAAUCCGAUGCCUAACGCCAUCGACGUGAGAACAGCGGGAGACACGAACGACACCCUCCGCCCCACCUCUCUGAGGCAUGAAUCGAUUGCGAAGCACAUGUCGGUACACCUGACCGAGGGGGACAGCGAAGACGAGAACACGGACGAGUGCUCGAAGAAGGGAAAUUUUUCGUCUAGAGGCUCUAAGGAGUCACCGAUCAUCAGGGAAGAAAACAGGCAGGGGGAAGACGAAAGAGGGGGAACAAGAAACGGGCGAGAAGGAGAGGGGCGGGGCAUUGAAAGGGGCCAGGGAGCGGAAUCGCAACCAAAGCACGCGCCCAUUCGGCAAGUGGGUGAUUCAAGCUCCAAGGGAAAAAACCAAGACUCCACCAGCUCCGACGAGGCCCCCGACAGGCGCCACUUUACCCCAACACGACCAUCGUUCAAACCAAGCUUUGGCAAUCAGCGGUCAGAAGUGGGACGCCCCUUGGGUUCCGUCGCUAACUGGUUUGGCCGGUGGCUCGUGCACGCGCACAUUGGCGAAAACAAAAGCCGAAGCGCCGACGAUGGUAGUAUUGACAGGGAUGGCAGGAUCUCGAGAGUAAAAUCGGCCGAAGUCGAAGCUAACACACAGUUGGAGCCGCCGCCGGCGGCAGGAAACAACGUGUCCAAGGCUGGACGAGAGUCAAGGAACGCGAAACGGACACCUCGGAGGAUAUGGGCACCGGGGUUAAACGGUUGGGUGCGGACGGGGAUUCCGUCUCUGAACGGAUUCCUUCCUGUACGAACAGGAGAGGUUUCGAUGACGUGCCCGCUACCGACGAAGUUGCCGUCUCAGCCCGAGCAGACGGAAGAUGAGUUCAUCGCCCCGACGUUCGGGACCACGGUGCUCGGGAACAGCCAUGGGUUUGAUCCGAACGGGAGCACAAGUGGAUACGUCCUCUGGAUAAACGGGAGAGGAUAUAUGAUAGACCCGCCGCCCUACGCCAGCAUGAUUCUGCAGGCGUCCAACAUCCGGCCGUCUCUUAUCGCGGGAGUCAUAGUGACGCACUGUCACGCAGACCACGACGCGGGAACCUUUCAGAAGGUCCUACUGGAUGGCCAGGUCAACAUCAUUUCCACCAGGACCAUUUACGAAUCCUUUAUCCGCAAGUACACCGCGCUCUCUGGUAUGAGCGGCGACCUUAUCCGCUAUAGCCACAAGUUCAUCCCCGUGAAGAUCGGGCAGACUUUAAGGCUUAACGGGGCCUGCUUCGACUUCUUUUAUACCCUUCACUCUAUUCCCUGCGUGGGCUUUGAGGUUACUUUCAAGGGCAAGGGCAUGGUAUUUUCUGCAGACCACAUGAACGAUCCAGGCAGGAUCCGCGAGAUGUGCGAACAGGGUUUCCUAUCAGAAGGGAGGCGUGAUGCCCUCCUAGACUUCCCGUGGCACCACGACCUGAUCUAUCACGAGGCAGGGAUCCCUCCGAUCCACACGCCGAUACAAACCCUGGAGGGCCUCGCCGACGACCUCAAAAAGCGGGUGUUCGUGGUGCACGUGAGCGAGUCCUCGAUUCCCAAGGACAGCGGGCUGAAGGUGGCCCCCGCAGGGGUCAAGAACACGAUGCGGCUAGACACCAUCGCUAAUAUUCACGAAGAAGCGCUAGACGUGUUGGACCUCAUUUGCUCCGUGGGAAUCCUGAGCGGUGUUUCUGUGGCCCAGGCGCGGUCUCUGCUGGAGGUGGCGCGGCAGGUUAGGUUUGAAGCGAAUGCGAUCGUCCAGCACCGCGACAUUGAUACCACGGAUUUUGCAAUCAUAUGUCACGGAAAAGCAAUGUCCACGUGA